GGUAGGUAGAAAAACAACAACUGGAUAAACAAACCGAACCGAUAGAUAUAUAGAUAUGGAGACGUUUCUUUGAAUUUCUCUAUCUCUCAAAUGGAGUCUACAUUGUCUCUCUCAACAUCUUCCUUAACUCUCUUCACCAUAUCCAGAGCUCUAAACCGUCAUUUCACUAACAAAACUACCUCCCUCCUCCUCCCGACUCACCCUGUAAAUCGCCGACUCAGUUCCGUUUACUCUCCUCGCAAUGUUUCCUCCUCGUCAUCUUCUAAUUUGAGGCGCUUCUACUCCCUGUUGCCGCUUUUACGGCGCCGUUCAGAGUGCGUGUCGAACUCCGCGUCCUCUUUUGCGACCUCUGGAGGUGGAAGCGGCGGUGGAGGCUUGUUUGGUGGGGAUGGCAACGGCGGCGGCGGAGGUGGUGAGGGGUAUGAUGGCGGAGAUGGAAAAUCGAAAUUGGCUGCUGGAGCGGCAGAGGAUGUCUCGGCGCUGUCUUCGGAUGUUAUUAUACUUGAUGUUGGAGGAAUGACAUGUGGAGGAUGUGCAGCCAGUGUCAAGAGAAUACUGGAAAACCAACCACAAGUCUCCUCUGCUAGUGUAAAUCUCACAACAGAGAUUGCAGUAGUGUGGCCUGUAUCUGAGGCAAAAGUUGUACCAAACUGGCAAAAACAGUUGGGAGAGGAACUUGCAAAACAUCUGACAAAUUGUGGGUUCAAAUCUAACCUUCGAGAUGCGGGGACAGACAAUUUCCUAAGAGUUUUUGAAAAGAAAAUGGAUGAAAAGCAUGAUCGCUUAAAAGAAAGUGGUCGUGAGCUUGCUGUCUCUUGGGCUCUCUGUGCUGUAUGCCUCUUUGGUCAUCUUUCUCAUAUUUUUGCUCUCAAACUCCCAUGGAUCAAUCUGUUUCAUUCCACAGGAUUCCAUCUGUCCUUAUCUUUGUUUACAUUGCUUGGUCCUGGACGUCAACUUAUCCUUGAUGGCAUGAAAAGCCUUUUUAAGGGGGCUCCAAAUAUGAACACUUUAGUUGGUCUUGGGGCUUUAUCUUCAUUUACUGUUAGUUCAUUAGCUGCCUUAAUACCAAGCCUGGGUUGGAAGGCCUUCUUUGAGGAGCCAAUUAUGUUAAUAGCUUUUGUCUUGCUGGGGAGGAAUCUUGAACAAAGAGCUAAAAUUAAAGCAACCAGUGACAUGACUGGACUUCUGAGUAUUUUGCCUUCUAAAGCUCGUCUUCUGGUUCAUUGUGAUGCAAAAGGCCCGGAUUCAAUUGUUGAAGUUCCUAGUACCAGUCUUUCCAUUGGAGACCAAAUUGUUGUACGACCUGGGGAUCGUGUUCCAGCUGAUGGAAUAGUAAAAGCUGGUCGAAGCACAAUUGAUGAGUCAAGUUUCACAGGGGAGCCAUUGCCAGUGACUAAACUACCCGGGAGUCAAGUGGCAGCCGGAAGUAUAAACCUGAAUGGAACUCUAACAGUUGAAGUGCGGAGACCAGGUGGUGAGACUGCCAUAGCAGACAUUAUUCGUUUGGUGGAAGAAGCACAAAGUCGAGAGGCUCCAGUACAACGUUUGGCUGACAAGGUUUCUGGGCAGUUUACAUAUGGAGUAAUGGCACUCUCAGCUGCUACAUUUAUGUUCUGGAACUUGUUUGGAACGCAUGUGCUCCCUGCAAUUCAACAUGGAAAUCCAGUUUCUCUUGCUCUGCAGCUCUCUUGCAGUGUUUUGGUUAUUGCUUGUCCUUGUGCACUUGGUUUGGCCACACCUACUGCUGUGCUGGUUGGAACGUCAUUGGGUGCAACAAGAGGAUUGCUUUUGCGUGGUGGAAGUAUUUUAGAGAAGUUUUCAAUGGUGAAGACCAUUGUGUUUGACAAAACAGGGACCCUGACAGUUGGCAGACCUGUUGUGACAAAGAUUCUUACUCUUGGAGGUGUGAAAAUUACAGAUGCACAACUAAAUUCAAAUAGUAUGUGGUCAGAAGGUGAAGUUCUGAAGUUAGCUGCUGCUGUAGAAUCCAAUACUGUUCAUCCUGUUGGAAAAGCUAUCGUAGAAGCUGCUCAGGCUGUCGGUCAUCAGAAUGUGAAGCAGGUGGCAGAUGGAACAUUCAUGGAGGAACCAGGAUCUGGUGCUGUAGCUACCAUCGAGAACAAGAAGGUGUCUGUUGGAACAUUAGACUGGGUUCAAAGGCAUGGAGUUUAUCAGAAUCCAUUUCAAGAAGUGGAGGAUGUUAAGGAACAAUCAGUUGUCUAUGUUGGUGUAGAUGAUACCCUUGCUGGUCUUAUAUACUUGGAAGAUCAGAUUAGAGAAGAUGCUAGAAAUGUUGUUGAAUCUUUAUCCAGGCAAGGGAUUAAUGUGUACAUGCUGUCUGGCGACAAAAGGAAGACAGCAGAAUAUGUUGCAUCCAUUGUUGGUAUUCCAAAGGAGAAGGUAUUAGCUGGAGUUAAACCAAAUGAAAAGGAGAAGUUUAUUACUGAACUCCAGAAGGAUCAUAACAUAGUAGCCAUGGUUGGUGAUGGAAUCAAUGAUGCUGCUGCCUUGGCAUCUUCACACGUUGGAGUUGCCAUGGGUGGAGGUGUUGGAGCUGCUAGCGAGGUGUCUUCUAUUGUGCUGACUGGCAAUAAGUUGUCGCAGUUGCUUGAUGCAUUGGAGCUAAGUAGGCUAACCAUGAAGACUGUGAAGCAAAAUCUUUGGUGGGCUUUUGCAUAUAACAUUAUUGGAAUUCCAAUUGCAGCUGGCAUGUUGCUUCCCAUAACUGGGACGAUGCUGACUCCAUCAAUUGCUGGAGCUCUCAUGGGUUUAAGUUCUAUUGGGGUCAUGUCAAAUUCAUUGCUUUUACGACUGAAAUUCUCCUCAAAGCAAAAACAGGCUCACGGAGAAUCUCCAAGCACCAAGACCUUUUUGGGGUCUGAUUUUCUUAUGGACCAGAGAAAGAAAAUGGAUCAAUCGUAUACCGAUGCUAAAUGGAGAGAAGCACGAUAAUUAACCAUACACAGACCAUCCUUAUUCUGCAUGCUUUAUAACGUGGAGAUCAUACAAUACGAGAACACUGAUUUCAUUGGAACUGAGAAUUUCAAGGUAUUUUUGAAAAACUUAAAUUUAUUUUACUAGUGGCCCCUUUCAGUUCAGGAAUGGCAUUCAUAAGAUUUGUUUUACAAUACAAGACAAUUUCUACUUUAUAGAAAUUUGUUUUAUUCUACAGCAGACAAAUUUCUAUAUAGUUAUUUUUGCUGUCGGAA
This is a messenger RNA of Jatropha curcas, 3209 nucleotides long. It is a transcript of the gene PAA1, whose product is annotated as P-type ATP-ase 1. Gene Ontology annotation, cellular component: membrane. The record is from RefSeq and is a predicted model, not a curated record. Gene Ontology annotation, biological process: monoatomic cation transport; copper ion homeostasis. NCBI's taxonomy places the organism in Eukaryota, Viridiplantae, Streptophyta, Magnoliopsida, Malpighiales, Euphorbiaceae. Gene Ontology annotation, molecular function: copper ion binding; ATP binding; ATP hydrolysis activity.